This is a messenger RNA of Plenodomus lingam JN3, 1749 nucleotides long. RefSeq lists its product as uncharacterized. The record is from RefSeq and is a predicted model, not a curated record. NCBI's taxonomy places the organism in Eukaryota, Fungi, Ascomycota, Dothideomycetes, Pleosporales, Leptosphaeriaceae. Gene Ontology annotation, cellular component: nucleus. Gene Ontology annotation, molecular function: phosphopentomutase activity; magnesium ion binding. Gene Ontology annotation, biological process: purine ribonucleoside salvage; carbohydrate metabolic process.
AUGACCAAAGAUAUUAAAGAGCUAGCAAGGGAAUGGUUGGAGUUGGAUCAAGACGAGUCGACAUCAGACGAGAUUUACAGACUUCUGCAACAUGGAGAUACAGCUGAACUGGAAAGGCGACUACGGAAUCGCAUUGCUUUUGGAACCGCUGGACUCAGAGGGCCUAUGCAAGCUGGCUUUGCGUGUAUGAACUCGCUGACAGUCAUACAAGCAUCUCAAGGACUGGCAGCCUACCUUCUGAAGACCGAGCACGAUGUCAAGGCAAGAGGUGUAGUCGUUGGCCGAGAUGCACGACACAACUCGGAGAAGUUUGCCAAAUUGACGGCCGCUGCCUUUGUCGCCAAAGGAAUCAAGGUGUGGUGGUAUGAGACGCCACAGCAUACGCCUUUGGUGCCAUUUGGUGUACGCGAACUGGGCGCAGUUGCGGGAGUCAUGAUCACAGCGAGCCACAACCCAGCCAAGGACAACGGAUACAAGGUCUACUGGUCGAACGGGUGCCAGAUCAUCCCUCCUCACGACAUUGGGAUUGCAGAGGCAAUAUCAGAGAACCUAAAACCUGUGACAUGGGAUACGUCCGUCAUUGAUGAGAGUCUCCUAGUAGAAGGAUCUUUGGGCUUAGUCGAAGAUCACUACCACCGGGCCGUCCUGUGUGCAGCCCAGCCUUUUCAUAGCGUCACCAUGGACCCAGAGCUCAAGUUCGUAUACACCCCUAUGCAUGGCGUAGGGCUACGAGCCAUGCGAAAAUGUGUGAACACGCUCGGUAUAGCGUCACAGAUGACGGUAGUCAUGGAACAAGCUGACCCGAAUCCUGACUUCCCGACUGUCAAAUUUCCAAAUCCCGAGGAGAAGGGUGCGUUGGACCUGGCCAUCGAGACAGCGGAGAGGUCCUCUAUCCGCCUGAUACUGGCAAGCGAUCCCGACGCAGAUCGACUGGCUGCGGCUGAGAAAGUGGGCGACCAAUGGCACAUAUUCACGGGAAACCAACUGGGUAUACUUCUGGGCUCCUACCUGUUCGAACGAUACCCGAAAUCGAAACCUCGCGAUAAGCUAGUGAUGCUUGCUUCUACGGUCAGCUCCAGAAUGCUUGCUGCUUUGGCUAGGAAAGAAGGCUUCCGGUUCAAAGAGACUUUGACUGGCUUCAAAUGGUUGGGCAAUGUUGCACGCGAUCUGGACAAGCAAGGCUACGCCGUCGUAUACGCAUUUGAAGAAGCACUUGGCUACAUGAUUCCCCAGACGGUCCACGACAAGGACUCGAUCAGCGCCGCAGCCGUCUUGCUCACUGCCGCGUCACACUGGGCAACGCAAGGUCUGACAGCCCACAGCAAGUUGCAGAGACUGUACGAGUACCUUGGCUAUUUCGAGGACGCGAACACAUACCUCAUCUCUCCCUCGCCCUCGGUCACCACUUUGGUAUUCACGGCGAUUCGCACACUGGGCAGUCCACACCCUACCACCAUCGGACCCCGCCAGAUUGUGCGCUGGCGAGAUCUGACGGUGGGCUAUGACUCAAAGAGCAAGGACCAUGUGCCUGAUCUGCCAGUGGAUGCAAGUGCGCAGAUGAUCACCUGUGAGCUGGAUGAUGGCGCGGUCUUUACAGUCAGAGGGAGUGGGACGGAGCCGAAGAUUAAGCUUUAUAUCGAAUGCCAAGGAAAGAGUAGUGAAGAGGCAAAGAAGGGUGCGAAUGACAUCCUGGGUGAUUUGCUGCGGGAGUGGUUCAAGCCGGACGAGUAUGGGCUGAAGCUUGCGUAA